This is a messenger RNA of Mugil cephalus (flathead mullet), 2365 nucleotides long. It is a transcript of the gene lhfpl2a, whose product is annotated as LHFPL tetraspan subfamily member 2a. Gene Ontology annotation, cellular component: membrane. NCBI's taxonomy places the organism in Eukaryota, Metazoa, Chordata, Actinopteri, Mugiliformes, Mugilidae. The coding region runs from base 669 to 1346 and encodes 225 amino acids. The record is from RefSeq and is a predicted model, not a curated record. The transcript has 4 exons.
GCAGUCUGUCUGGGCUGAGGGGACGGGACGCAGCCAUUCAUUCUUCUGUGGAGAAAACGUGGAGGGAGGAUGAAGAGACUCUGAAAGAGGAGGAAAAAAAAUCAGAAAGCAGGAUCGAGCCCGACUAUUAAACUCCACAAACUUCAGAGGAGAAGAUUCUUCGGGACUGCAGAGCGUCAAAUACGCGCAGCCAGCAAGUUUACGCGCCGUGAAGAGUUGAGAGGGAGCUCUUACAUCAUCUGGAUUUAACUGGAGAAAGUUGUCCCUGCGUCCUGCGCCAGAUUCCACACAGGAGGUGUGUCUGAUGUGACGCCAGCGGGCUGGCUCGGCGAGCGCAGCUUCAAUACGAUGUAGACACCGAACACACAAGAGUCAGAGACUGAAGACCGAGCCGACAGAAGGAGGGAGAGCACGAGGAGGAGGAGGAGGAGGAGCAGCAGCUGUGCAGCAGAAACGACACCGGGCGAGAAGAUAAGAAGAAGUGGAGAGAAGGAGCGGGCUGUGAAUCAUUAAACCCUUUCUCUUUACAGCGGCUCGACUCCCUCAGGUCCCUCACGCCGGAGAAAAAGGACCCUGAACCUCGGCUCUCUUAGUCUUAUUUGAGGGGCCUCCUACCCACAAUCCACCUGUUCGCCCGUCAGCUGUGUUGACAACCCAGAGCGUCAAGCAUGUGCCAUGUCAUUGUCACCUGCCGCUCCAUGCUGUGGACUCUGCUCAGUAUCGUGGCCGCGUUCGGGGAGCUCAUCGCCUUCAUGAGCACCGACUGGCUGGUGGGGUUCCCCCGCACGCCCGACGCCGUCUUCGGCCCCCAUGGGGCCACCGCCGCCGGGGAGGCUUACCGGCCCACCUUGGGCAUCUACGGCCGCUGCAUAAAACUGCCCCACCUGCAGCGGGGGGUGCUGUGCGGGCCGUACGCCGUGAACUUUGGGGAGAUCGCCAGCGGGUUCUGGCAGGCCACGUCCAUCUUCCUGGCGGCGGGGAUCCUGCUGCUGUGCGCCGUGGCGUUCAUCUCGGUGUUCACCAUGUGCUUCCAGAGCAUCAUGAAGAAGAGCAUCUUCAAUGUGUGCGGACUGCUGCAAGGGAUCGCAGGCCUGUUCCUGAUCCUGGGUCUGAUGCUUUACCCCGCUGGCUGGGGUUCGGACAAGGUCCAGCUGUACUGCGGCCCGGACGCCGCCCCGUACCGGGCCGGCCUCUGCUCCAUGGGCUGGGCGUUCUACACGGCCAUGGGCGGCACCGUGCUCACCUUCGUCUGCGCCGUCUUCUCCGCUCAGGCCGAGAUCGCCACCUCCAGCGACAAGGUCCAGGAGGAGAUCGAGGAGGGCAAGAGCCUGAUCUGCCUCCUCUGAGGCCCCGGGUCACGUUGGUCCUUUGGGCGGGAAAGGAGGAGAGAGGAGGACGAGGACGGGGGCGACCGGCCCCCUGCUCCUCUGGUCGUCUCCGGUGAGGCCGGCCUGUGAAACGGCCGCCCCACCACGUUGUUUACCACUAAAACUGACUUGUCUGUUUCGUGUUUUUCGUGUGGGAGAAAUCUACAAGUGCCAAGUUUUUUUUUUCCUCAGUGUGCGUCUUUGUCUUUCUGCAACUAGAGGUGCUGUGUCUCUCAUCGUAUUCGUGCCAUGUGGACGCCGCGGGGAUGUCUUUGUCGCCACAUGCUCUGUAAAUACGUGUGAUUUUAUAUAUAUUUUGUACAUAGCUACGAUGGAGGAAUGAUGGAUCCAGGCUGGACUGAUGAUGAUGAUGAUAAUAAUGAUGAUAAUGAUGAUGAUGAUGACGUCGAUCUUGCCAUAAAAAAUGAAAAAGAAAGAAACAAACACUGGUGUUAUUUGCCGCCAGACCACGACCAGCGAACCUGGAUCUGAGCUUUUAGCAUUUAGCUCGGAAAGGGAACCACUACUCAGCCAGAAAUGAACUGCUUUCGGAUGAAACGGCCUUCAGCUCGGAGCGGACGUCCUUUUGGAGCUCACAGAAUGUACUAGUCGAGUGAUUAACGUGUUUGUAGACCCUUGAAAUGUAUCGGUGAAGGCGGUUCUUCUUUUUCACUUUCUGCACGAGAACAAGCGAAGGGAGGCUCCGCGGUGCAUUUUUAUUAUUAUUAUUAUUUUUAUUUUUAUUUUUUUUGUCAAACACGAAGCGAGCUUAAUCCUUUGGCCUUCGGCCCCCGUGAAGGAAGGGUCUGGUCCUCCUGUAGUCUGUGCACAUGGACUGAAUGAUGGGGACACGGAGAUGAAUGAAUAAAUAAAUAAUUAAUAAAUAAAUAAAUGAAGUAUUGCUGUUGUUAGUGGCGUCUGGUUUCAGGGAGUGUGUCGAGUCAUAGAUGGUGUCCUGUCUAUUCUGCCAAACAAAUAAAGAGAAGGGAAAAAGAUAA